CACUCCCACCACUCCCUCUAUAAAUUGUAAAAUGUUAGAACUGCAAGAUGCAUCUCAUCCCACACAAAAGUACACGCAACUCUCUCUCUUCAAAUUAUACAAAAUGUCUCAGGGAAGAGGCAGUGCAGUUCUUGCCACAACAAUAAUGUUGUGUUUAGUGGUGCUUUUCCAUUUUGAGGUGGCUGAAUCUGCCAGCUAUGUCGUUGGAGGCCGCGGUGGUUGGACCUUUAACGUAUCUGGUUGGCCCAAAGGCAAGAAGUUUAAAGCUGGUGACACACUCGUGUUCAACUAUAAUUCGGGGAUUCACAAUGUCGUGGCGGUGAACAAAGGUGGCUAUCAAGGUUGCACCACCCCUCGCGGUGCCAAGGUGUACAAGACUGGAAAAGAUCAGAUCAAACUUGUUAAGGGACAGAAUUUCUUCAUUUGUAAUUUUCCAGGGCACUGUCAAUCUGGAAUGAAGAUAGCCAUCACUGCAAUGUGAUAUCCCUUGAGAGUGUUUCAGUGUCUGCUCUAGUACUGCUUGUCGAGCUAUGUAAUAAUACAAAUAUAUAAAGAAAUAAAAUAUCUAUGCCUAGUUCAUGAUCCAAUAAAGUAUUUGAACUUGUGUCU
Molecule: messenger RNA, 609 nt
Organism: Olea europaea var. sylvestris
Lineage: Eukaryota; Viridiplantae; Streptophyta; Magnoliopsida; Lamiales; Oleaceae
Product: basic blue protein-like
Exons: 2
Coding region: 32-481 (149 amino acids)
Cellular component (GO): plasma membrane
Molecular function (GO): electron transfer activity
Source: RefSeq, a predicted model, not a curated record